Molecule: messenger RNA, 2127 nt
Organism: Triticum turgidum subsp. durum (durum wheat)
Lineage: Eukaryota; Viridiplantae; Streptophyta; Magnoliopsida; Poales; Poaceae
Source: the annotation of a GenBank genome assembly
AUGGAUAGCAUCAAGUCCGAGUUCGCGGCCGCGCGUGCGGGCGAUCCAGUCGGGGCUACCUCGCAAGUCGAUCUGCCUGCCUUCCCUCCUCCUGCUACUGCUACCUCGUCUCACGUCGACCUCGCAUCCACGACUACUUCACCCACCAUCGACGAGGAGGUCCACGACACAUCCCCUGAGUCUUCCCUCGACAGCAACCGCCACGUCCCCGACACGGGCAUGGACGAGCACACAUGGGUGGAGGAUAUUCCAGAAGUCGUCACCGAGCUCGCCGUCCUCCCCGGCACCCCCUCCUCCACCACUGAGGCCCGGGUGGUCCCCCACGAUGCGUCCGAGGACUCCAUCAACGACAAGCCCGUGACCUGUUCGACAGAAUGCUCGAACCAGGACAACAACACGAGGGCGUUCCCACCUUCAGUCAUGACAGUGCCGCUCCUCUCAACAGCCGCACCAACGCUCGUCACGGAUCUCAUUCACUCGGGCACCGAUGCCGUCGUGCAGCCGUUCCGGAACCACGACCUGGACGUCUCGCCGGGGCAUGCAGGGCUGCUGAUACGGGCGUCACCAUGGCCAUCGUUUCUGGUGGAUCAUAUUGCAGAGGGAAACGAGGUCCGACCGACUCCGUGGUCAUCAUUUCAGAUGCAUUUUGCUGACGGCAAUGAUGUACGGCCCGUGCCGUGGCCGUCGUUUGCUGGUUCUCUUGAAGGCACGACUCUGAAUUAUGAAGGGCUGCUGUUGCAAGUUACUUAUGUGGUGCAGCGUUUGCCGGUUGCUCUGAAUUUUUUGAGAGAAUACUGGAGGUAUCUACCAAGUGUGCGACUGAAGUCGUUUGAAGUCAGUGUGCCAUUAGAGAAGUGUGAUUGUGUGCAUCUUGUAUCAGCAGACGGAAACGAGGUCCGACCCAUUCCAUGGCCAUCGUUUCUAAUUGGAAGGUUCAUGAAGCAUCUAAUUAUGUUAGUUCAAGUGCAUGACAGUGGUUUGAUUAGUAGUAGAUUUCUGAUGGAAUUAAGCCAUGUUGGAAAUCUUGUGUGUGGUCUUCUUGGAAACGACAUAAGGAUAUUCCCAGGUCAGCUCCUGUGUUUGUGGUCUUUGCAACAAGAUGAAGAUGAUUCAUGCCUCAAUACACAUGUGAAGCUCUUUCAUUACAGUAAACAGUGGUUUUCUGAACUUUGUGCAUUUGCUGAACAAGAGCAACUCACUUUCUUGGUUUCCACUAAGCACGAUUGUGGUAGUGAGAUGAUCUGUUAUUGUGCACAUCCCGGAACAAAUAGCAAUGAUUUCACCAUUCAGUCUGAUCUCCCUAGUUCUUUUGAACAAUUACAAUGUGGAGUUGCAUGGACUCUCAGUUUUGUGCGGAAAACAACUGUCUGCAGGCCCUGCCUUAGGCAUGAUUUUCAGUUUCUGCUACCAUCCAACAAUCCUCGAGAAGUGCAUGGUUUGUCUGAACUACAAAUUGUGGAAUUUAUUGAGCAUCAGUUUAUUAAUCAUGUGCACAUCAGUGAGUUGGCUGGCUGUUUUUGCCUUGAGAAAUUAUGGGGUGCUGGUGACAUUGUGCAUCAAAGCCAGGAGCAGUGGAACUUGUCGGAACAUCACUUUCUGGAGCAAGCUGCUACAUGUAAUAUUCCUUGGCAUGAGAAGUUGCUAGGGACCAUGAGGACCAUGAGCAUGUAUUGGCUAUUUUUGAGUCAAAGGGAAUAUAAGAGGAGUGACCAUCUUGAUAUGAACUGCAAUUCUAAACAAAUGAUUGGUGGUUCUGGAGCUAGAAUUCCGCUUACUGUACUACUGGUCCCUUUCGAGUUUCGCUCCUCAUUUGGUGAAAUAAUGCUGGGUGGAAAUGCUUAUCAACUGCUUAUGGUACAUAUCGCCACAGCCUUCCCAAGCGAUCUACCAGCGAAGUACUUGUUUGACGACACUACUGGACCUGUUCACCAUUUGAUACAGAAACCUAUUGUAGCUAAGUUGCAGCAACAUGUUACAGAGCCUGGGAAUUAUUUUGCAUUGUUUCAGCUGGAGUCCCCAAGGCCACUUAACAUCAUUAUUCUUGCUCAGUUGUCUUGCUUCAGUAAGAAAGCCAUAUGUAACGCCCUCGAUGCGGCUAUAUCUUCCACGUGUCGAAGCACGACUUAG